AUGGCUUUCUCGAUGAGGACGGCAAAGGCUCUGACUGUGGUACUUUUGGUCGCAUUGCUCGAUAUUGUUUGUGCUAUACCGACACCAAACUAUCCGAUCAAUUCCCAAUUACCGCCUGUCGCUCGUGUCUCUCUUCCUUUCAACUUCACCUUCUCAAGCGGCACCUUCACCAAUGGCGGAACUGGUUUGCAAUAUUCUCUGUCAAACGCUCCAUCAUGGUUGAAAGUCGACUCAACCAGUCAGACUCUUUAUGGAACUCCCGGCCCGGGUGACGCCGGUGCGCCCCAGUUUCAUCUUGUCGCUACUGAUCAGUCGGGGUCAGGAUCAAUGAGCGUAACGCUCGUUGUUUCCAGUGAUUUGGGCCCGCAGCCUGGAAAACUUCUGCUGCCCCAGCUAGCAAAGAGUGGCCCAACAUCUGGUCCAGCAACUGUAUUUAUGCAUCCCGGACGAGCAUUCACCAUAGCCUUCGACCCCAAAGAGGUAUUCGCCAAUACUCAAGCAAACACUGUCUACUAUGCAACAUCUUCACCAUACAAUGCUCCUUUACCGUCGUGGAUGCAUUUUGAUCCCUCGAGUCUCAGAUUCACUGGUAAUAGUCCGUCGAAUCCAUCGUCAGUCCCUCAAUCAUUCAACUUCAAUCUCAUAGCGUCUGAUGCUGCCGGAUUCAGUGCGGCCAUGGUGACAUUUGAGAUUGUUGUCAGCCAGCAUAUAUUGUCAUUCAAAGAAUCUGCUCAAACACUCAAUUUCACCCGCGGCCAGCCAUUUAGCACACCUCAUUUCAUUGACAAUCUCACGCUUGACAAUCACAGUGUAACUGCAAAUAAUCUGUCCCAUUUCAGCCUCGAUGGCCCAUCUUGGCUCAAACUUGACAACGAUACCCUCUCUCUUAGCGGAACAGCGUCCAAAGAUGCCGACAAUCAGAACAUCACGAUCACCGUGGGCGACAUCUAUGAUGACAAUGCCAAACUAGAGCUUUAUCUUCGAGUCUCGCAGCUCUUUGCGAAAGGGGUAGAAAGCUGCAAUGCCACGAUUGGCGACAAUUUUUCUUACACUUUUGACAAGUCUUUAUUGAGCGAUGAUACGGUCCAACUGCAGGUUGAUCUAGGUGCAGCAUCCUCCUGGUCCCGUUACGACACGGCUACUGAGACGAUCUCUGGAGAUGUCCCGGAUGACAUGACACCACAGACCUUCCCAAUCAAAUUGACGGCCACUCAAGGGUCAGUCACAGAGACGCGAAAUCUAAACCUUAGUGUUUUCAAAUCGGGAAAAGCAGGCGUUAUCAGCGAUAACCAGACCUCUUCGGGUACAAAUUAUGGAACGAACCAGCGCAAAGCCGGCAUCGUUGCUGCUGCCGUGCUAGUGCCUUUGGCGAUCGUUGCUGCUGCCGGUGUCCUGAUCUUUGUAUUCUGCCGUCGACGACGAUCCAAUGCUACCAAUACAAAGCAAAAAGACGAAGAAAACCCGGCCGAAGACAGACAUUUAGGGUCGACCCCAGUCACACAUCCGGAGAAGAAUAUUGCGGAACCUGAGGUUGAAGAGAUGUCGCGAAGUUUCUCAAAUUCGUCAGGAUCAUCAAAUUACUCGGCUCCUCCUCAGCUAGAACUAGAUCCGUUAUGGGAGACUGCUUCUCUUGAACACGAACAACAACAACAAAGACAUACCCAAUCGCCCAGUAUGCAUGUCCAACCUCAGAAGUUUGUAAUUAACCAGGGUAAUGCCAGCAUACGCACGGAGAAAACCCGAGCGUCGCCGAACGUAUCUCCCACAAGAAGCACAAGCGCGUCUCAAACAUCUCCAUUUGCUCGCCGCGGUAGCCGAAGGUACUCGAAACGAGAACCUCUCAAACCAAUUCAAGCUCGUUCUCUCAAAAGAGACUCCCUCAAGUCAUCCAAAUCCAAGCGCUACUCUAGACGUUCGAGCGGAUUAUCGGUAGCAGCAGGACUUCCAGUCAGACUUAGCGGAGCAGGUCAUGGUGCUGGAGGAUUUGGUCCAAUGCGGACAGACAUGGUUGGGGCAUCCUGGUAUACUACACAGAUAUCGCUACAAAGCGAUGACACCAGCAUAGAGAAUCUAGCGACUAUGUUCCCACGCCCGCCUCACGUACGAAACAGGGACGGCAGCAUGUCAACGCGACAUCGUGACUACCAAAAGCGAGCCAGUAUGAGAUACAAUCGACCGUUAUCUGCUGAGCCUCCAGAGCCGGACUCUCUUGAAGCAUUCAUUCAAAGCCGGGCGCGAAGUCGCAAUUCAGGCAAUCCCCUCUUUUCAUCCAGGAUGAAUAGUUCAGGAUCUACGGGAUAUCGUGCGUUGGAUAAAGCUCGUCGCAGCUCCGUUGCCGAAACCACAGUUUCUGCAUCUACAUUUGCUGAUUACCAACAACUACAACAACCACCUCAUGUGCGCCCUGUAUCCACGAUAUCAGUAUCCGUGUAUGGUGACGAUAACCGAAAUUCGGUAAUACAAGCACGGCCAAUGUCACAAAUAUCUGAGGUGGGAGCUUUCCCUGCCAACAGAAACCGGGCCAGUCAAGGCUUAGUCCAGCGUUAUACAGAGGCCAUCGCUGAACUGCCGCGAUUUUGGAGUCGGGCUAGUAUGGGUAGUCAGCCACCGUUUGAGUCGCCAGGAGAGUCUCUGACAGGAUCAGAUGACUAUUAUGAUUUGAUCGAUGAGCGUGAGGAUCCUGAAGGCGGCCGCCAGUGGUACCCCUUGAACACACAAAGGCAACAACAUUCUAGUGCCGAGGAAGUCGCCAAGGUAGUGGAUUCUACCAGGCAGAGUGGGGAGCUUUCUCCAAAGUCCGAUGCAAGUGGUAGUCGAGUACGCCGCAUGAGUUUGCUUCGGACAGGGGGCCAAGAUAGCAGUCCUACUGCCAUUCGACAUUGGAGACUCGCGAACACACAAGAACGACGACCCAGCAUUGAGGCUAGUGACAGCCUUCAGCCGACGACAAAUAGUAGUUUCCGGGGUGAUCUAGCAUUUGUAUAG
Messenger RNA from Talaromyces marneffei, 2985 nucleotides. RefSeq lists its product as uncharacterized. Bases 1 to 2985 code for a protein of 994 amino acids. The transcript has a single exon. Gene Ontology annotation, molecular function: calcium ion binding. NCBI's taxonomy places the organism in Eukaryota, Fungi, Ascomycota, Eurotiomycetes, Eurotiales, Trichocomaceae. Gene Ontology annotation, cellular component: membrane. The record is from RefSeq and is a predicted model, not a curated record.